This is a messenger RNA of Penicillium odoratum, 2463 nucleotides long. RefSeq names its product putative ATP-dependent RNA helicase DBP6. The transcript has a single exon. Bases 1 to 2463 code for a protein of 820 amino acids. Gene Ontology annotation, molecular function: nucleic acid binding; ATP binding; RNA helicase activity. The record is from RefSeq and is a predicted model, not a curated record. Gene Ontology annotation, cellular component: nucleus. Lineage: Eukaryota; Fungi; Ascomycota; Eurotiomycetes; Eurotiales; Aspergillaceae.
AUGACCACAACCCCCAACUCGACCAAGCCUUCUAAACGGAAGCGCGACUUGGAUGUACCACAGGCGCAAAUCUCAACCCCAACAAAGAAGCACAAGAAGCGCAACAGUCUCUCUGCCCCAGCCAACGACGAUGGCACCGCCAAGAAACGCAAGCGGGUCAAGGAUGCACUUCAAGGUGAAGAUACCUCGAAAUCGAUCCAGAAACAAAGUGUUGUCUCGCAAGACAGCAGCCAAAAGGAUACUGCAAACCCGGACCGCGUUAGUGCUAAGGAAGCAAAGAAGUCAGAAGAGAGCAAGCGAAAGAACCCUAAGAAACGUGACGCAACACCUCAAGAGUCUCCAGCUGUGAGUGUGAAGCCUAUAUAUCCCCAAGAGAUGGAAGUCUCGGACAAUGAAGACGAUGGAAAAGCCUCGAAAGCCAAGCACGCAGGAAUUUAUUCCAAGUUUGAACGAACAAAAGCUGCAGCCAGCAGAUUGGCGAAGAAACAAAAACCCGAGGAAAUUCAAACGACCGAGAAAGUCAUUGAGCCAGUCAUUGCACAAGGCCUGGAACCGUUGCCCCAGCCCGAAAACCCGCCUGAGCUUGAAAUAGCUCCGACCUACUCUUCUUUACCCGCCUGGCUAGCGGACCCCGUACGGGCAUCAGCAAAAGAGCGAUCCAAAUUUGCUGAACUGGGCAUCAAGCCUGAGUUAUUGCGCAUCCUCGACGAGCACGAUUACAAGGAAGCAUUUGCUGUUCAGUCUACGGUGAUUCCUCUCCUCCUGAAUGGAAGCAAGAAUCAUCCCGGUGACCUGUGUAUCUCGGCAGCUACUGGAUCCGGGAAAACCCUGUCUUACGUGAUUCCACUUGUCACCUCCUUGACACCCAGACCUGCAUCACGAUUGAGAGGACUCAUUGUGGUUCCUACGAGAGAACUAGUGAAACAGGCUCGGGAAGCCUGCGAGCUUUGUGCCUCUGGAUCGCGCCUUCACAUCGGAAGCGCGGUUGGAAAUGUAGCCAUCAAAGAGGAACAAAAGCUCCUUAUGAGGGUAGACCAGGUCCACAAUCCUGCAACUGUUGCGCAGCGCCAGAAAAUUGGCCUGCAAGGAAAUGAGUGGAUGGACUUCAACCUAGAGGACUGCGUGACCGAGGCAGUUGACUCGACCGGAUUUCUUCCGGGCUACAUCCAACGGCCAGAGCCCAAUGUCGAUAUCCUUAUCUGCACGCCUGGUCGUCUGGUGGACCACAUCCGCUACACCAAAGGCUUUACCCUCAAGCAUCUGGAAUGGCUCGUAAUUGACGAAGCUGAUCGAUUACUGAACGAGAGCUUCCAGGAAUGGGUGGAGGUGGUCAUGGCGUCACUGGAUGCACGCCAAGCACCCGAAACCUUUGGGCCUGGUGGCAAGCUUUUGUCAGACCUCGGCCUUCCAAUUGAAACCAAGCCCCCUAGGAAGGUUGUGCUGAGUGCCACUAUGACCCGUGAUAUUUCCAAGCUCAACUCUUUGCGGUUGGCCAACCCGAAAAUGGUUAUCAUUGGUGCCGAGAACACCAUGGAUCCCGAGGAUCCGUCUGCCGCUAACGCCGAUGCCCAUUUCACCUUACCUCCCACCCUACAUGAGCGCAUGGUUGCUGUUGGCGACGAAUCUGAGAAACCAUUGUACCUUCUUCGCCUGCUUCUUUCGCAUAUCAACAUUGCUGUCGAUGCCAAUGGCUCCGUUGACACAUCCGACGACAGCUCUAGCUCUGAUGACACCAGCUCCGAUGAGUCGGAUGACGAUACCUCGUCCUCUGGCUCAGACUCGGACACAGACUCGGACUCGGACACAGACACAGACUCGGACUCGGACUCGGACUCCGAUUCCGAUUCCGAUUCAAGCUCUGAUUCAUCGAGUGACUCUGAAGAUUCGGUUUCCGAUUCUGUCGACCUUGUGCCUGAAGCCAAAAUUUCACCUACUACCGUUUUGAUCUUCACCAAAUCCUCUGAGUCUGCAUCGCGACUUUCUCGACUCAUCUCCCUUUUCCACCCUCCGCUUGCCAAUCGCAUGGGGACAAUCAUCAAGUCUAGCAACUCUGCCGCAUCCCGCAAGACUCUGACAGCUUUCCGACAAGGGCGGAUUUCCGUUAUUGUGGCCACAGAUCGAGCCUCCCGUGGAUUGGAUCUGCCCUCAUUGACGCAUGUUGUCAACUACGAUGUCCCUACUAGUGUCACCACUUACGUGCAUCGUGUUGGACGAACCGCUCGUGCUGGCCGAGAGGGUUUCGCAUGGACCCUGGUCGCUCACCGCGAGGGGCGUUGGUUUGCAAACGAAAUCGCUGCCAGCACUGACGGUCGCAUUACACGUAAGACUACGAUUGACCGAAUCCAGGUCAAGCUGGAUACUCUGAAAUCGCUUCAAACCAAGUAUGCGUUAGCACUGGACGCGCUGGAGAAGGAAGUUAAGGUGGGCAAGGGACCUAAGUCCCGAGCAACAACUAAGGCCUGA